UGCCUGGAUCUUGGUCGUUUGUUUACCCGGUAAUUUUCACAUCAGCUCUGAUGACUCUCUUGAGUUUGAUUACUGCAAUUACAGUUACCGAUGGCCUGGAGUCAUUUUGUGCACAUUUUGAGGCUUUCACUGGAGAAACGGAGUGCACCUCUUCUAUGGACUAUUUUUUAUUGGGUAGAAACAUGUCAUUCUACAAAUUUUGGCAAAACUACAUUAUCUGCAGGUAUACAUACAUUUUCGGAGUUGUAUUGUGGGCAGCCCAAAUGUGUCUUACUAUUUCAAGGCUGUUACGUGUUGCCGAUUUUCAGUUCAGCACAGUUGAUAUAAAGGAAAAAACUGGGGAAGAUAAUGAGAAGUUGCGCAAAGUACAUGAAGCAGUAGUGAAAUCGUAUCCAGGACUGAAGGUAGUGACAGAGCUAGUAGAUGAAGAUACUUCUGAUGUGAUCGAUGAAGUAAAUGGAGAGGCAGGAACACAGCUGUAAUGAAGUCAGCAACACUCUGCUUAACGUGAAACCCCUACAAAUCUUCUCACUGAAGACUUGGUACGGACGAUUCGAAAUUGUUGAACAACACAAAGAGAAAGAGAUCUAUAUUUCACUUUUUUUCUUGCUACUAAGUGAAUAUCAAGCUUUAUUUGAAAUUGUAAAAAUGAGAGAAAAAUUCGCUGAUUCACGACAAAUGACACUUUUUGUAAUUUUGUGACAUUUUAAAAAUAUUAAACUUCCUUAUUAGGCUACAUUUCAAUAAGUGUGAAGGAGUUACAUGAAAUCCGUAUCCAAACUGGUAUGAGAAUUCAAUACCAGUCAAAUUCUCAAUAAUUCUCUGAAAUUUUUUCGGAAUGCAUGAUAGGAAAGCAGCAUUUCUAUUUUGGAUAUUUUAUUUUGUUCAGAAUAAUGUGAUAGAAAUAUUUUUAUGACAUUUGGUAUUUUAUUAAACUUCUAAAGUGA
Molecule: messenger RNA, 947 nt
Organism: Leptinotarsa decemlineata (Colorado potato beetle)
Lineage: Eukaryota; Metazoa; Arthropoda; Insecta; Coleoptera; Chrysomelidae
Source: RefSeq, a predicted model, not a curated record